UUACAUUGAUGAGCGUGAUUGACAUGAUAUUAAUUAAGAGGUAAUUCUUCUAUUUAUGUACAGUAUCAAUUAAUACAAUUAUAUAAAGAGGUUGUUUUCUCUUUUGCUUUCUUGCUCAUCAUUAUUCCAUUCCUUUUUGAACAUGAGAUUCCUUUUCUUAAUGUUUGUUAUCUUGAUAAUAACAGUGAUUACAACAACCUUGGCUGAUGAACAACAUCGCCGUGUUCGUAGUCGUGCCAAAACUAGAAGAUCAAGAUCAAGAACAACUUCCCUAGCAACGAAAACUACUAACACCAGACCAACUUCUCGAGCAAAUACCACUUCCAAAGCUGCUGCUACUACAACUAAGGCAAUUGCCCCUACCUCUGCUCCCCUCAGUAACAAUGGCGCCACCUACUUAGGCGAUGGCACUUGGUACGAUAUAGGCCUUGGUUCUUGUGGCUGGACAAAUUCAGAUAGCGAGUUUGUUGCUGCCUUAAAUGCUCCCCAAAUGCAAAAUGGUGAAAACCCAAACAAAAAUUCCAACUGUGGCAGGAUGAUUCGAGUGAUCAAUACUGCUAAUAACAAGGCUGUCAAUGUCAAGAUAGUUGAUACCUGUCCUCCUUGUGCAAGUGGCAGUGUUGAUCUCAGCCCAAGCGCAUUUUCUCAAAUUGCUGACCUGAGUACAGGCCGCAUAAAAAUCAAGUGGUCUUGGUCCUGAUUGGUUCUUAAUUAAAUAAUAAAGAUGUUUAUUAUGUAAGAUGA
Gilbertella persicaria is the source of this 744-nucleotide messenger RNA. Its product is annotated as RlpA-like double-psi beta-barrel-protein domain-containing protein-containing protein. Bases 143 to 700 code for a protein of 185 amino acids. Lineage: Eukaryota; Fungi; Mucoromycota; Mucoromycetes; Mucorales; Choanephoraceae. The transcript is spliced from 2 exons. The record is from RefSeq and is a predicted model, not a curated record.